This is a messenger RNA of Terrapene triunguis (Three-toed box turtle), 3641 nucleotides long. It is a transcript of the gene SIRAL2, whose product is annotated as family with sequence similarity 118 member A. The coding region runs from base 274 to 1452 and encodes 392 amino acids. The transcript is spliced from 9 exons. NCBI's taxonomy places the organism in Eukaryota, Metazoa, Chordata, Testudines, Emydidae. The record is from RefSeq and is a predicted model, not a curated record.
GGGAGCGGCUCCGCCGCGGCGGGGGCUCCGCGCGCGCGCAGCUCCUGACCCUGCGGGGGGAGGGGGCCUCCCGGCGGCGCGAACCCGUCCCCGCGCGUGGGGACACGACGCUCCGGGCGUGCUGCUGUUGCACGGCUGCUGGGGGGGUUAAGCUGUCAUGGGUCAAAAUAGCAGCGCCCCCCAACCCCACGACUUCUACUUUUAGACCACGUAGCUGGGCAGAGUCAUCACUGAAUUCCUGUUACAAGCGUCCUUCCCGAGCAGGGUUCAGAGAUGGACUCAGAAGAAAGGACAACCAACAGAAGUGAACAAAAAUCAAGGAAGAUUUUAAGAAGUCUAAUAAGGAAGCAGCCUUGGGACCUUCUUUUGGUAAUUGGAACCGGAGUGAGUGCAGCUGUAGCACCAGAAAUACCAGCACUGUGCUCAUGGAGGAGCUGUAUUGAAGCUGUCAUUGAAGCAGCUGAACAGCUGGAGGUGCUUCAUCCAGGAGACGUUGCUGAAUUCCGCAAAAAAGUGAUCAAAGACAGAGACUUGCUUGUAGUUGCACAUGAUCUCAUAAGAAAGAUGUCCCCACGCACAGGUGAUACCAAGCCCAACUUUUUCCAGGAUUGCUUAAUGGAGGUGUUUGAUAACUUGGAACAACACAUUCAGAAUCCUGUUGUUCUACAGUCAAUCAUCAGGCUAAUGGAGAGAGGCACUAUGGUCCUUACAACAAACUAUGACAAUUUACUUGAGAUUUUUGGUCAGCAACAGGGUAAACCCAUGGAGUCUUUAGACCUGAAAGAUAAGGAUAAGGUUCUUCAGUGGGCAAGAGGUCAUAUAAAGUAUGGAGUUCUUCAUAUUCAUGGCUUGUAUACAGAUCCCUGUGGAAUGGUGUUGGAUCCUUCAGGAUAUAAAGAUGUUACUCAAGACCCUGAAGUAAUGGAGGUUCUACAGAACUUGUAUCUGACCAAAUCCUUCUUGUUUGUGGGCUGUGGAGAGACUCUGCGUGAUCAAAUAUUCCAGGCUCUCUUUCUGUAUACUGUAAAGAAUAAAGUAGAUUUAGAACAUUAUAUGUUGGUGCUUAAAGAAAAUGAAGACCACUUUUUUAAACUCCAGGCAGAUAUGCUUCUGCAUGGAAUAAAAGUAGUAUCCUAUGGUGAUUGCUUUGAAUAUUUCCCGGAGUAUGUCCAAGAUCUAACUGCUCAAAUCUGCAAGCAGAGGAGUCCAGAUGCUGAUCGAGUGGAUAGUACAACACUGUUGGGGACUUCAUGUGUGGACUGUGCAAAGAGAAAGUUAGGAGAAAAUGACUUGGAUCUUUCUAAGAGAGUCAAACAAUCAGAUAAUGUUGAUACCUCUGCUGGUGACCUGGGCAUUGUAAAGAAGUUUGAAACCCAAGUGCAGGGCAACUGCGCAGGACCACCGGAGGGGGAAGCAGAGAACUGGGCUCUCAGUACUCCAGAGUUUCAGUGACUUUCUCUACCUGGCAUUGACUGUAACAACCCUGCUUCCUGGCAAGAACAACAACUUGGAAUGGCAUUGAGUUUACCUUCAUAUACCAUAGUAGCCUGCUGCUCUUAGCAAUUUUUUCACUCCCAGAGUGAACUAUUCUCACUAUCACUAGUCCCAGUCAAGAGCAGGGAGUAACUGGGGGUAGCAAGUGAGCUAAAAGCUUUUAGAAACUAAUAAAAUAAAUAAUAAAUAAAACUAACGUUCUGACUGUACCCUAAGGUUAAAGUAAAAGUUUUAAAAAUAGACAAGGAUUCAUUUCCACAUCACCACAAAAAGGCAGUGUUAAAUAUACCUAAACUAAAAGUUAGAGAAGGCUGGGGUUCAAACACUUGAAAGUGAAACUGGCACAGACUAUAAAGAGACAUUUUAAGUAGAAAGUAAGGUUGAAAUUAAUUUAUUUUUAAGAACUGCAAACAAGGGUAGCACAUUGUGUGUGUCAUCAUUCGGACAACUUGCUUGCAUAUUUUAUUUCUUCCCCACCCACCCCCUUUUUCAUCUAUUUUCUUAUUCCUGGUUCUUCUUCCAAGCUGCUCUAUGUGGGCAUGCCCCUGCCCCUUUGACUGAGUCAAUUAAGCUCCAUAUGCCCAGAGGGCUGUCAGCACAAAGCUGCUUACAGGAUCUGAACCUUAAACUGUAAGCUCCUUGGAGCAUGCACCAUCUUCAUGUUUUAUAAAGCACAAAUAUCUGACCUAUACAAUUGUACUAUGAAUAUUUCAUUUUUCACUUGUCAUCUGGUAUUUUAGUAUCACUUCACAUUGGGGGAAAUGAGAAUAUAAAUGAAAGUUGCCAGCAGCAUACAGGCUGUUCUUUAUUGACUGGGAUUCACUUCACUACUUACUAUGCAUUGGAAUGAAAAUAUUUCAGUUUGUUUGAAGGACAGGACAUGUUUUUGGUAUUUCAAGUAGAGAUUAGGGGAUGUUUUCAUUGCUGCAUAGUUAAAGCAGGCCACUAUCUAAUUAUGUGCAGUAGAGAACUGCUACAAACCCCAGCUCAUCAGGGUUUUCACCACUUUGACUGCAGUCAAUGUGACUACUCCAUAUGCUUAAAGUAAAACAUGCUUAAGACCCUUGCUGAAUCCUGUCCUUAGACUACCAAAUUUAAAUUCUAUUAUGAGAGCUUGGAUUUCACAUUUUUAUGAGGGGGUGUCCUGUAAAACUUGUUAGUUUCCCCCAAAAUUGUGUUGCCCUGGAGCAAACACAUUUCUUUAAAUGAAAUUCUAAAGUAUUACAAAAAUUAAUAUUUCUUUAAUCAGCAUCAAUCAGAUACUGAUGGCUGAUUAAGUGGCUGGAUUAGGCUGUCAUUUUUGCACCCAUUUUCCUGAGGCUGCUGCGAGCCCACUAUAGUUUUGAGGUUGUUUUAACACAGCAGUCAGAGGUUAAAAUUACUACAAUACACUUUUAUUGAACUCUAUUCUAUGGUACUUUUAUGGCUCCUAUCAUCAUAGUAUCUGAGCAUCUCAUCCAUUCAGUUGGUUCCUCAGACAUAACCUAUUUAACUUGUCUUUUAGUUUUCCCAGGAGCAACACUACAUAACUGCCUUCCCACUGCACAUGCACACACACAUUUAAACUUAGGAUUGAUUUGAAGUGUUUUUAAAUCACAAGUAAAUUUAAUUUUGCUUUUUUUAAACAGGUAGCACUGGAGACUCUUCAAGUCUAAACACCACUGAAAACUGCAACUUGUAAAACAGCCAUUCUUGCCUUAGUGCUAUACAAUUGCACUGUGAAAAAUGCACAUCGCAGUAGUGAUGGGAUCUCUUACAAUUCAGUGUAUGCACAUUAAAAGCAGAGUUGCUGUGUGGCCCAUUAUGGAAGCUACUGGCAGUAGAAUAUGCAUGUUUCAGUUAUCUUAUAAGGAGGACUGACUUGCAACUGGCUCAGGGAAACAUAUAGCUGAAAGGGAUAUACCUAGAACAUGACUGUUCAGUGUGAUGCAUUCAGUUAAUCAAAAAGUAACUUGCUUUGAAAUCCUGUUUUGAAUACGACUAUGAGUCUGGAUUCCCAAGUGGAGGAAAUAGGCCAUAAACCUAGACAUUCAUUAAAUGAUGCAGCUGGCUCUACUAAUGCUACUGUAGAAAUUAAUUUACUUUUUUUGGUAUUCUUUUAUAAUUUUUUUUAAAUGGAAACUGGUGUAUUUACUGAGGAUUUUAGA